Molecule: messenger RNA, 5868 nt
Organism: Populus nigra (black poplar)
Lineage: Eukaryota; Viridiplantae; Streptophyta; Magnoliopsida; Malpighiales; Salicaceae
Product: brefeldin A-inhibited guanine nucleotide-exchange protein 5
Exons: 34
Coding region: 177-5534 (1785 amino acids)
Biological process (GO): regulation of ARF protein signal transduction
Cellular component (GO): trans-Golgi network
Molecular function (GO): guanyl-nucleotide exchange factor activity
Source: RefSeq, a predicted model, not a curated record
UAUACAAAUACAUGGAGCCGAUCUCCACUGUAAAUCAAAUCCGGGCUCCUCGCGACGAGCCCUGUAGGAAAAACCAGAACUAAAACACGCGAGAUCUCAACUCUCUCAGCAUCUCCAUUUCCAGAUCUCAAUUAUUCGUCAUUUCUUUCUCUAAUCAAAUAAGAAAAGAAUUAGAAAUGGCGGCGGGUGGUUUUGUUAGCCGCGCAUUUGAAUCGAUGCUAAAGGAAUGUUCGGGCAAGAAGUUCCCCGAUCUCCAAAAGGCUAUCCAAUCUUAUUUAGAUGAUACAAAAGAGGUGACACAGCAGCCUAAACCCAUUGAGACGAAUCAGGCAGCAUCGUCUGCUGGAGACGGGAGCUCACUUGAUUCUGAGGGUGAAGGUGCAAAAACUGGAACAGAAUCAGAUCAGUCAGAAACGGUUCAACAUACUUCUGAAGAGGCACAGCAGGCGAGUAAGCAAGCAGGCAUUAGUCGAAGCAUUACAGUUGUACUGGCAAAUGCUGGGUGCACCUUGGAAGGAGCUGAAGCGGAGCUUGUUUUAAAUCCACUACGUUUUGCAUUUGAGACGAAGAAUUUGAAAAUCUUAGAACCUGCUUUGGAUUGUCUUCAUAAACUCAUUGCAUAUGAUCAUUUAGAGGGAGAUCCUGGUUUGGAAGGUGGUAAAAAUGUUCCGCUGUUUACGGACAUUCUGAACAUGGCUUGCAAUUGUAUUGAUAAUUCAUCACCUGAUAGUACGAUUCUUCAAGUGUUAAAGGUACUUCUGACAGCUGUGGCAUCCACAAAGUUUAGAGUACAUGGGGAGCCUUUGUUGGGAGUCAUCAGAAUAUGUUACAACAUUGCUUUGCACAGCAAGAGCCCUAUAAAUCAAGCAACAUCGAAGGCAAUGUUAACACAGAUGAUCAACAUCAUAUUCAGGAGAAUGGAAUCUGAUUCUCAAGCUCAGGUUUCUACUUCAACUGGUUCUACUGGGAAUGACGAAGCUGCUUUGGCAGAGAAAUCAGAUUUAAGCACUGAAGAAACUCCUAAUGCUGACCAAAACGAGGAAGAAAUGACUUUGGGGGAUGCACUUAAUCAGAUCAAAGAAACUUCUCUUGCAUCUGUUGAGGAACUCCAUAAUCUUGCAGGCGGUUCUGAUAUCAAGGGUCUGGAGGCUGUUCUUGACAAAGCUGUGCAUACUGAAGAUGGCAAAAAGAUUACAAGAGGGAUUGACCUGGAGAGCAUGGACAUUGGACAACGGGAUGCUUUAUUGGUAUUCCGCACCCUUUGUAAGAUGGGCAUGAAGGAGGAUAAUGAUGAAGUCACCACCAAAACAAGGAUUUUGUCUCUAGAGCUUCUGCAGGGUUUAUUGGAAGGUGUUAGCCAUUCAUUUACAAAGAACUUCCAUUUUAUUGACUCAGUAAAAGCAUAUCUUUCCUAUGCUCUGUUGCGUGCUUCAGUGUCACAAUCUUCAAUCAUAUUUCAGUAUGCAACUGGAAUCUUCUUUGUGCUUUUGUUGCGGUUCAGGGAAAGUCUUAAAGGUGAAGUUGGUGUGUUCUUUCCCUUGAUAGUUCUACGAUCAUUGGAUGGUGCAGAGUGUCCUGCUAACCAAAAAAUGAGUGUUCUUCGGAUGCUUGAAAAAGUUUGUAAGGAUCCUCAAAUGCUUGUUGAUGUAUAUGUGAAUUAUGACUGUGAUCUCGAGGCACCAAACCUGUUUGAACGCAUGGUUACAACCCUAUCUAAAAUAUCUCAAGGGGCUCAAGUUGCAGAUCCAAAUUCUGCUGCUGUGUCGCAGACUACCUCAAUUAAAGGUUCAUCACUUCAGUGUCUUGUGAAUGUACUUAAAUCCCUGCUUGAUUGGGAGAGAUCAUGUAGAGAAUUGGAAAAGAAAAGUAAAAACACCCAAUCUCUUGAAGAAGAGGUUUCAGCUAGAGAAAUUGCAGAGGUAAAAGGCAGGGAAGAUGUGCCCAAUAACUUUGAGAAGGCAAAGGCUCAUAAAUCUACAAUGGAAGCUGCUAUCUCAGAGUUCAAUAGGCAUUCAGUUAAGGGCUUAGAGUAUAUGAUAUCAAACAAGUUGGUGGAAAAUAAUCCUGCUUCAGUUGCUCAAUUUCUGAGAAAUACUCCUAGUUUGAACAAGGCCAUGAUUGGUGAUUAUUUGGGCCAACACGAAGAGUUUCCCCUUGCUGUCAUGCAUGCUUAUGUAGAUUCGAUGAAGUUUUCAGAAAUGAAGUUUGAUACAGCAAUUCGCGAGUUCCUGAAAGGAUUUCGACUUCCAGGGGAAGCUCAAAAGAUAGAUCGUAUCAUGGAAAAGUUUGCAGAGAGAUAUUGUGCAGACAAUCCAGGUCUUUUCAAAAAUGCUGAUACUGCAUAUGUUCUUGCAUAUGCGGUUAUACUGUUGAACACCGAUGCACAUAAUCCAAUGGUGUGGCCAAAAAUGUCUAAGUCAGAUUUUAUACGUAUGAAUGCCAUGAGUGAUGCUGAAGAUUGUGCCCCAACAGAUCUACUGGAAGAGAUAUAUGAUUCGAUUGUCAAGGAUGAGAUAAAACUGAAAGAUGAUGCAGCUGGGAUUGGGAAAAACAGCAAACAAAAGCCAGAAGGUGAAGAGAGAGGUGGCCUUGUCAGUAUUCUUAAUCUUGCUCUUCCCAAACGAAAGUCAUCAACUGAUGCCAAGUCAGAGAAUGAAGCUAUAAUUAAGCAAACACAGGCAAUAUUCCGGAAACAAGGAGCUAGAAGAGGAGUUUUCCAUACAGUACAACAGAUUGAAAUUAUAAGGCCCAUGGUUGAAGCUGUAGGAUGGCCUUUGCUUGUUACUUUCUCUGUCACUAUGGAGGAAGGUGAUAACAAGCCAAGGGUUGUUCUCUGCAUGGAGGGAUUUAAAGCUGGAAUCCACAUUACACAUGUUCUGGGAAUGGAUACCAUGCGUUAUGCUUUUUUAACAUCUCUGGUCCGAUUUACUUUCUUGCAUGCCCCAAAGGAGAUGCGUAGUAAAAAUGUAGAAGCUUUGAGGACUCUGCUUGCACUAUGUGACUCAGAAACGGAUUCCCUUCAAGACACAUGGAAUGCAGUCUUAGAAUGUGUUUCUCGGCUUGAAUACAUCACUUCAACUCCUUCUAUUGCAGUAACUGUCAUGCUUGGAUCAAAUCAAAUUUCCAGGGAUGCUGUUCUUCAAUCCUUAAGAGAAUUGGCUGGGAAACCUGCUGAACAAGUUUUUGUCAAUAGUGUUAAAUUACCCAGUGAUUCGGUUGUAGAGUUCUUCAAUGCUCUAUGUGGUGUUUCAGCAGAAGAACUAAGACAGACUCCUGCUCGUGUAUUUAGUUUGCAAAAGCUUGUUGAGAUCAGCUAUUACAAUAUGGCUCGUAUACGCAUGGUCUGGGCUAGAAUUUGGUCUGUCUUGGCAAAUCACUUUAUCUCUGCUGGGAGUCAUCAUGAUGAGAAAAUUGCCAUGUAUGCCAUAGAUUCUCUAAGGCAGCUUGGAAUGAAGUAUUUGGAGCGUGCUGAACUUGCUAAUUUCACUUUCCAGAAUGACAUUCUUAAACCCUUUGUUGUUCUUAUGCGGAAUAGUAGAAGUCAAUCCAUAAGGAGGCUAAUUGUUGAUUGCAUUGUUCAAAUGAUCAAAUCUAAAGUUGGAAACAUCAAGUCUGGAUGGCGCAGUGUUUUUAUGAUUUUCACUGCUGCUGCUGAUGAUGAGAUGGAAUCAAUUGUUGAAAGUGCAUUUGAAAAUGUUGAACAGGUUAUCUUGGAACACUUUGAUCAGGUUGUUGGGGAUUGUUUCAUGGACUGUGUAAACUGUCUUAUAAGAUUUGCCAACAAUAAAACUUCUCACCGUAUAGGUUUGAAGGCUAUUGCACUUCUCCGCAUAUGCGAGGACCGUCUUGCAGAGGGCCUUAUACCUGGUGGUGCUUUGAAGCCUAUUGAUGUUUCUGUUGAUGCAAACUUUGAUGUGACUGAACAUUAUUGGUUCCCGAUGCUAGCUGGUUUAUCUGAUUUGACAUCAGAUCUAAGACCUGAGGUCAGAAGCUGUGCACUAGAAGUUUUGUUUGAUUUGCUAAAUGAGAGAGGUAGCAAGUUCUCAUCAUCAUUUUGGGAGAGCAUAUUCCAUCGUGUCUUGUUCCCCAUUUUUGAUCAUGUUAGACAUGCUGGAAAGGAAAGCUUAAUCUCUUCUGAUGAUGAAUUGUUUCGAGAAACCAGCAUUCAUUCGCUUCAGUUGCUGUGCAAUCUCUUUAACACUUUCUAUAAGGAAGUGUGUUUCAUGCUGCCACCACUUCUGGGUUUGCUUUUAGACUGCGCAAAAAAGACUGAUCAGACUGUGGUUUCCAUCUCUCUUGGUGCAUUAGUACAUCUUAUAGAAGUUGGAGGCCACCAGUUCAGCGAGAGUGACUGGGAUACUUUGUUGAAAAGCAUAAGAGAUGCUUCAUACACAACACAACCACUUGAGCUGCUCAAUGCUUUGGGUUUUGAAGGUUCUAUGGUGCUAGUUACAGAUUCAGAGGUUGGCACAGAUAACCAUCAGAUUGAUGCCAGUGAUAAUGGACAUGUAUCUCCACUGCCAUCGCCAAGUAUCAGUGCUCAUGGCACUAGAGGGAAUCCUAAUGCAAUGGUCUUACUGGAUCACAACCAAGAAUUUGGACUGCAAAGUAAUUUGGAAGGGUCAGAAGGCCUACCAUCACCUUCAGGAAGAUCCCAGAAACCUGCUGAAGAUCUUCAAAGGAAUCAAACUAUAGGUCAAAAGAUCAUGGGAAACAUGAUGGACAAUCUGUUUAUCAGAAGUUUUACCUCCAAAUCCAAGGCUCGUGUUUCUGAUGCCUCAGCACCAUCUUCUCCUAUCAAGAUUCCAGAUGCUGUGGAGUCUGAUGCCAAAGAGGUGGAAAGUCCACUUAUGGCAACUGUUAGGGGCAAGUGCAUCACUCAAUUAUUACUUCUUGGUGCCAUUGAUAGUAUUCAGAAGAAGUAUUGGAGCAAAUUGAAAGCUUCUCAAAAGAUUGCUAUAAUGGAUGUUUUAUUGUCCAUAUUAGAGUUUGCGGCUUCAUAUAAUUCAUAUUCGAAUCUCAGAAUGCGUAUGCACCAUAUUCCUGUUGAGAGGCCUCCUCUAAAUCUUCUUCGGCAAGAAUUAGCUGGAACUAGCAUUUAUCUAGAUGUGUUGCAGAAAACAACUUCAGGUUUUGAUGCCAUCAACGAGAAACAGCAGGAAUCUAAUGUUGAUGUUGCUCGAGUUCACAAUGAUUCAAGUUUUGCUGGGCAUUCUAGUGGGGAAGAGAAACUUGAAGGAGUUGCAGAAGAGAAACUCGUUUCUUUCUGUGAACAGGUACUAAGGGAAGCAUCCGACCUUCAAUCCAGUGUAGGAGAGACUACUAACAUGGAUGUUCACCGAGUCCUUGAGUUGCGUUCCCCAGUCAUUGUUAAGGUGCUCAAGGGCAUGUGCUUUAUGAACAACAAGAUUUUCAGAAGACACCUGAGAGAGUUCUAUCCCUUGCUUACAAAACUCGUGUGCUGUGAUCAGAUGGAUGUUCGUGGGGCACUCGGUGAUCUUUUCAGGGUGCAGCUGAAAGCUUUACUGCCAUAGUGGUUUUUCUAGUGUCCGUUUGUGGAGGAAUUACUUUCAGCAAGGCAGAACAUUCAAGGUCUGAUUGUCUUAAUGUUCAGCUAAUUUUCCUGCGCUCGACUACGCGUUUUAAUUUCAUUUGUGAAGUUUAUUUGUAGAUUCUUCCCUUUUUUUAAGCAAAUAUACCUCUAGGGACCCGAGUUUCAAGCAUAACAAACAGAAGGUAUGUAGAGUAAGAAGAUAUAGGGAUUAAAUUUUCCUUCUUUUUGUACCAUUUGUUUUUUUUUGCUGGUGAUUUAAUUGAAAUUAUGGCAUGUUGAUAUUCAUAAGAAACGAGAAUCAGCAUGUUGAUGUC